AUGUCAUCUUCUCUUACCGAAGAAGAACAGCAGCUGAUCGACUAUCGAAAUGCGACAAAUCUCAGAUCAGUCAAGCGAGCAGACCCAUCUGUAGCUCAGAUAUUGGAGACGAGCGUUUAUUCGGUGAUUUAUCACUAUGAUGAAUUAGGAGGGAAAUGGGAGAAACAGAAAUCUGAGGGACCGUUAUUCGUCGUACAGAGGGACAAAACCCCAGAAUGGUCGUUGUACAUGUUAAAUCGGCAAGGUCUAAAGAACCCCGCUAUACCGCUCGUACCUGGUGAAAUGAAGUUGACGGUCAUUGAUCAAGGCAUGUUACAAGUGGCUCGAAGAGGUGAUAAACAGCGGAUAGGUAUAUGGUUCUCUGAAGGUCCUGAUGCUGUUGAGAGAUUCAGGAGGACGGUGUUAGGUAUAUGUGGAGAACCCUCUAAACGGACUGAUCUGCCGUCAUCCCCCGCAAACUCAGCCGCUCAGCCUGUCCCUCAGAACGAAGAUGGCUUAUCGAGGUUAUUCGCAGGACUCAUGAAGUCACCACCAAUACAAUCACCUCCCGUCCAACCAGCUGUCCCUACCCCUCCUACCCAGACAACAACAAUAACGACCACUACAGUAUCUACGACCAGUCAACCGAUUUUAACUGCCGCUACCGCUCCACCACCUCCUGGACCUAUACCCGUACCUACUCCAGCGGACCCCUCCUCUACCCACGCUCAUCUUCCCAUCUCUCCACCGGCUCCACCAGCUCCAAUCCAAUCUCCACCUGGUCAGACCGCUGAUGAUCUCUUGAUGAGCAUACUGGGCUUAGCUCCACCUCAACCACAACAGCAAGUCUCUCCCCACCAACCACCACAACCGUCCGGACCAGAAUUCCAAAAUGAGACUCCUACUCCCAACGUACCUCCUGCACCUUAUCCACCCGUACCUGAAAUUCAACAAUUCCCCAUCCAGCAAUUCCCACCUCAAGCGCAAAUGCAACAGUACCCACCACCUCACCCUCACCCCCAUUUCCCUCAUGGUCGACCGACACCCCCACCUCCGGUCGGUCAAUACUCACCAGCUAGUCAAGCUCAACAACCUCAGCAGAGGUAUCAUAAAAUUGGAGAUGCGACAUUCGCCCAGACUGCAGCUACAGCAGCUGCAGCUGCACCUUCACCUUCGACUUCUAAUGCUUCACCGGCGGUAUCGUUCCAUACCCCUGGGAGUCAUACACCUAAUUUGAAUGGAUAUAAAAGCAACAUGGAGUCAAGAGGUAUAAUAGCUGAAUCGUUUAUUGAUGGAUUACAGAGGAGAGAACAACAGGAGGGAUUAAGAGUUGCUGGUAUUGGAUUAGGUAAAGAGGAGAGGAAGAUGGAAUUCAAAAGGAGAGUAACGGAUUUGAUUUUGUCGGAUGAGAGGUUCGUGGAUGAGUUGUGGGAGACGUACUUGGAUAGGAUGAGUAGAGCUGCUCAAGGUGGAUAG
Kwoniella botswanensis is the source of this 1455-nucleotide messenger RNA. RefSeq lists its product as uncharacterized. The record is from RefSeq and is a predicted model, not a curated record. Gene Ontology annotation, cellular component: P-body. The transcript is spliced from 6 exons. Lineage: Eukaryota; Fungi; Basidiomycota; Tremellomycetes; Tremellales; Cryptococcaceae. Bases 1 to 1455 code for a protein of 484 amino acids. Gene Ontology annotation, biological process: positive regulation of catalytic activity; deadenylation-dependent decapping of nuclear-transcribed mRNA; deadenylation-independent decapping of nuclear-transcribed mRNA. Gene Ontology annotation, molecular function: enzyme activator activity; mRNA binding.